Messenger RNA from Leptosia nina, 882 nucleotides. The record is from the annotation of a GenBank genome assembly. Lineage: Eukaryota; Metazoa; Arthropoda; Insecta; Lepidoptera; Pieridae.
AUGUCCGAGUCUUCCACGCCAGCGAGAAAGUUGGUUCUGAGCACUCUUCUUGAAACGGAUCACUACGAAAGCCUAAUUAAGGAUUUGACCUGUACAAAAUGUAACCGAUACAUGAAGCCGCCAAUAUACUUGUGUAUUGACGGUCAUAGUAUAUGUGGGCCCUGCUAUGAGAAAAGCUAUGAAUGUCAUGUAUGUAAGAAAGAGUUCGCGCUCAUUCGGCCUCAAGUUCUAGAGUCGUUAGCGAACAAAGUUCUCUUCCCUUGCACUAACAAGGGGUGUCCAAAACAUGCAAAUCUUCCAGCCCUCGAGCAGCACACGGCACACUGUCAGUACAGAAUCAUAAACUGUUUUAUGUCUAGAGUUUAUGGUGACUGCCAGUGGGAAGGUAGAGCUGGUGAAUGGAUGGGACACUGCUUCUCCGAUCAUAAGACAAAAGUGACAGAGCUUCCCUUUAUAACAGUAAAAGACAAGUGGAACGGGAAGCGCAAAGAACCCGUCUUGAAUUAUUUCUUACUGAAGUGUUAUGAUAAGAUAUUCAACGUAUAUCAAAUUUAUGAUAAGCGAGGUAGAAUGAUGUGGACUGUGCUUGUAAAUGAGGACCAAGCUGAUAGAUUCUACUUCGAAGUCGAUAUAUUUCUACCGAAUUUCCCAAGCAAGAGAAUCAUCUACAGGCGACCCUGCAAAUGCGAGAAGGACGCUGAUUUCCUCGAACACACUCAAAACAUAUACAUUCCGAUUGAAAAUAUUUUCUCGAUGUUGGACGAGAGUGAAUCCAUGAAUUUCACAGUUCGGAUCGGUGAGGUAGAAAACCUGCCCCUCCAAGACACCCCAUCGGCCAGCGAAAGCCUCAUUCUACUUAAUGAUGAAGCUAAAGAAAAUUAA